GCUACCAGGUGACAGGUGUCUUCAUGAAGAACUGGGACCCUCUGGAUGAACAAGGAGCUUGCUCCAUUGACAGAGACUGUGAAGAUGCUUACCGGGUUUGCCAGAAGCUUGAUAUUCCUUUUCACCAGGUUUCGUACGUGAAAGAAUACUGGAAUGAAGUAUUCAGUGACCUCUUGAAAGAAUAUGAGUUGGGAAGGACUCCUAAUCCUGAUAUCGUGUGUAACAAGCACAUCAAAUUCAACUACUUUCUCCAUUAUGCUAUGGAUAACCUUGGAGCAGAUGCAAUCGCUACUGGGCAUUAUGCUAGGACCUCCCUAGAGGAUGAGGAAGUGUUUCAGCAGAAGCAUAUUAAAAGACCACAAAGACUUUUCCGAAACCGUUUUGAAGUUAGAAAUACUGUGAAACUCCUUCAAGGAGCUGACCUCUUCAAGGACCAGACCUUCUUUCUAAGUCAGAUCUCACAGGAUGCUUUGAGGAAAACCAUUUUCCCCUUAGGGGAUUUAACAAAAAAUUUUGUAAAGAAGAUAGCGGCGGAACACAGCCUUCAUCACGUGCUAAAGAAAAAAGAGAGUAUGGGAGUCUGUUUCAUUGGUGAAAGAAACUUUGAAAAUUUCCUUCUUGAGUAUUUAGAACCUCAACCGGGUAACUUUGUUUCCAUUGAAGAUAAGAAGGUGAUGGGAACUCACAAAGGUUGGUUCCUCUACACAAUAGGCCAAAGGGCUAGACUAGCAGGCCUGAAGGAUGCUUGGUUCGUUGUAGAUAAAGAUGUCAGCACCGGAGAUGUCUUUGUGGCACCGUCGACAGAUCACCCGGCGCUGUACAGAGACCUGCUGCGGACCAACCGAGUGCACUGGAUAGCAGAGGAGCCUCCUGCAGAGCUCGUUAGAGAGAAGAUGAUGGAAUGUCAUUUCAGGUUUCGGCACCAGAUGGCACUGGUGCCCUGUGUGCUGACUCUAAACCAAGAUGGGAGCGUGUGGGUGACACUAGUGAAGCCAGCAAGAGCUAUCACACCUGGCCAGUUUGCCGUGUUCUACAAGGGUGAUGAGUGCUUGGGCAGUGGGAAGAUCCUAAGGAUGGGCCCAUCGGUGUACACCAUGCAACAGGGCAAAAAUCGAGAGGAAGGUCCCAAGAAGGAAGAAAUCGACAAAAUAGAACCAGUGACGUAACACACGGAUUUAGUUAUUGAAGGACUUCAGAGAACUUGCUGACUGAGAAUAAUAAAAACAAU
Apaloderma vittatum (bar-tailed trogon) is the source of this 1228-nucleotide messenger RNA. It is a transcript of the gene TRMU, whose product is annotated as tRNA 5-methylaminomethyl-2-thiouridylate methyltransferase. The transcript has 10 exons. Lineage: Eukaryota; Metazoa; Chordata; Aves; Trogoniformes; Trogonidae. The record is from RefSeq and is a predicted model, not a curated record. Gene Ontology annotation, biological process: tRNA wobble position uridine thiolation. The annotation marks the transcript as partial. Gene Ontology annotation, cellular component: mitochondrion. Gene Ontology annotation, molecular function: sulfurtransferase activity.